GUUGUUUGUUUUGAAAAUGGCGUCCGCCGAUUCUCAAUCGGCUUCGUCUUCAAAUGAAACGCCUGAAGAUUUUGAUGGCAAGGCAAAAGAUGAAGCAUUCGACGAGUUUUAUACAGAAGUGAAGGCAAUUGAAAAGCAUGACUCUGUGCUGACCUCAAAGCUACAAAUAGAUAGACUGAACCGACCAGGAUCCACAUAUUUCAACCUCAAUCCUUAUGAUGUGCUUCAGUGUGAUCCGGAUACUCCCCUUGCUGAUAUUAAAAAGAAAUUUAGACAGAUGUCCAUUCUAGUCCAUCCAGACAAAAAUCCGGAUGAUAUAGAGAGAGCGCAGACAGCCUUUGAUGCUGUGAGUAAGGCAUCGAAGACUCUACAAAACGAAGAAGGUUUAAAAAGAUGUAGGGAGAUUAUCGACGAAGCAAAAGUCAGGGUUGAUGAAAUAAUAGUGACACAGCGCAAGAAAUUAAAAAAGGAAGGGAAGUCACAGAUUGUACCUGAAGAUGAUCCAGAACAGUAUAAACAUGCAGUUUAUGUACAGACAUGCAAACUGUUUGCCGACCUGGAGCGACUCAGGAUUGAAAAAGAGACCAAGGAUAUGCAUGAAAGGAAGCGAAAAGCUGAGGAGGAAGAGGACGAGAAAGAAAGAGUUGCCACAGAAAAGGAGUGGAAUAAAAACUUUGAGGAAAGCAGAACUGGCCGUGUAGACAGCUGGCGACAAUUUGCAAAGCAGAAAAAGUCAAGUAAAAAGAUGAAGGGUACAUUUAGACCGCCAAAGCCAAAACUGGAAAAAAGAUAGAACAGCGAUUUGCUUGUGUUAUGGGAUAAAUGCUAGCUGUGUCUUAUCGAUAUGAUUCAGUAAUUAAUACAUACAUAUUGUCCUGAAAUGGGGCAUUACCUCUUAUUCAUUUACAUGAGUGAGAAAAUGACAAGAAUGAUAUUUUUUUCACAUAAUGUGGUUGAAAUGUUGAAAAUCACCAAUGAUGUAUUAAUAAUAUAAACUUGACUUUGCUAUUUUUACAAAACAUUUUUUUGUUGGAAGGACAGGAAGUAUUUGCUUUAUCAUGAUGUUCAUAAUGUGCUAUUUUCGCUAGUACAAAUAUUUGUAUCAUAUUAAAAAAUGUGCUUUUACUUUGAUUUUGUGUAGAUAAUUUAUGGUAUAUUGUAGUUGUAUAUUUCUCAUGUGUUUAUCGAUGUCAAAACAUUUCAUGUUAAAGCAUUAGUAAGGGUCUUUGCAAUCUGUCUUACAUUAAAUAUUAUUUUAUCGACAUUGCUGAAAUUGCAAUUUGUCAAUCAAAAAAUUGGCUGACAAACUUUUUAGAUAUGUUUUGAAACUAAAUGAUAUGUGCUAGAAGAAAUUUGCCAAACGAUUUGGACUAUAUUGUUUUAACCAGCCUAAUACUCUGGCAACGGAUUAAUUUAUUAUUGAAAAAACAAUGUAGAUCAUAAUGAAAAUACGCCAUGUUUGGUUUGAUAUAAGUUUGAAUUGUAUACCUGAUUUAGUCCAUUUUAAUGUUCAUUUGUGAAUAGUCUCAUGAUCUCUCAAUCAUUAAUCAGUAUAUUUUCAUAUUAUCAUUAAUAUCUGUCCAUGAACAUUUUGCUAAUUAAAGUCAGUUUGUCUGAUCUGAUGUUAUGUAAAAACUUGUUACUGUGGUUUGGUUGAUUUACGCAAGGUUGUUUUUUCGCAGAUAUUUGUUUUUAGAUUCUUUAAAUUGGCAUUGCCUUUAUCUAAUCAUUGACUUACUUCGUUAAAUCAUUAUAUUCUGCUAAGUUUUUCCUUGGGACUUGAGCAAUUUGCAAAAUAUUUAAAUAGUAAACCCUCUGGAAAUUAAACAAUCGUAAUAUCCAAAUACAGUCAAGAUUAGCUAAGUCGAAGUCGUUGGGAUCUCGGGAAAUACUUCGAGAUAACAAACAUUUGAUAUAACUGAAAUACAAAAAGUGUAUAACUAAACCCAACAUAUUCAAAAAAAGGUUUGACAUAACCAGAACAUUGAGAUAUCAGAGUUCCGCAAAGCGAGUUGUGACUGUAUCAAACUAUCACGAAAAUUAAACAAUCUACAGUACUUUGUUUUUUCUGUGUCCUACGGCAAUGUAUCCUUGUGUUUCCUCUUGAGUAAUGGAAUAUAUAUAUGUAAUAAUGCACUGCCAUUCAUUUGUGUGAGUGUUCAUUUUGAAAUUUCAAUGAUUUAUCAUUGAAUAAUUAUGUCUCCCCCUCUCUGGGGGAGACAUAUUGUUUUUGCCCUGUCCGUCAGUCCGGUAGUCCGGUAGUCCGUCAGUCCGUCCGUACGUCACACUUCGUUUCCGAUCGAUAACUGGAAAACCGCAUGACCUAGGAUCACCAAACUUGGUAGGGAGGUUGGUCAUGAGGUGUAGAAGAUCCCUAUUGUUUUUGGGGUCACUAGGUCAAAGGUCAAGGUCGCGGCGACCCCCAAUGUAAAAAACAUUUCCGCUCAAUAUCUUGACAAUGGUUUGACCUAGGUUCACCAAACUUGGUAGGGAGGUUGGUCAUGAGGUGUAGAAGAUCCCUAUUGUUUUUGGGGUCACUAGGUCAAAGGUCAAGGUCGCGGCGACCCCCAAUGUAAAAAACAUUUCCGCUCAAUAUCUUGAGAAUGGUUUGACCUAGGUUCACCAAACUUGGUAGGGAGGUUGGUCGUGAGGUGUAGAGGAUCCCUAUUGUUUUUGGGGUCACUAGGUCAAAGGUCAAGGUCGCGGCGACCCCCAAUGUAAAAAACAUUUCCGCUCAAUAUCUUGAGAAUGAUUUGACCUAGGUUCACCAAACUUGGUAGGGAGGUUGGUCGUGAGGUGUAGAGGAUCACUAUUGUUUUUGGGGUCACUAGGUCAAAGGUCAAGGUCGCGGCGACCCCCAAUGUAAAAAACAUUUCCGCUCAAUAUCUUGAGAAUGGUUUGACCUAGGUUCACCAAACUUGGUAGGGAGGUUGGUCGUGAGGUGUAGAGGAUCCCUAUUGUUUUUGGGGUCACUAGGUCAAAGGUCAAGGUCGCGGCGACCCCCAAUAUAAAAAACAUUUCUGCUCAAAAUCUUGAGAACGGUUUGACCUAGGUUCACCAAACUUGGUAGGGAGGUUGGUCAUGAGGUGUAGAAGAUCCCUAUUGUUUUUGGGGUCACUAGGUCAAAGGUCAAGGUCGCGGCGACCCCCAAUGUAAAAAACAUUUCCGCUCAAUAUCUUGAGAAUGGUUUGACCUAGGUUCACCAAACUUGGUAGGGAGGUUGAUCAUGAGGUUUAGAAAACUCCUAUAUUUUGGGGGGUCACAAGGUCAAAGGUCAACGUUGCUGUGACCUCUAAUGUAAAAAAAUAUUUCCGUGCAAUAUCAGGAGAAUGCUUUGAUCUAGGUUCACCAAACUUUGAAGUGAGGUUGGUCAUGAUGUCUAGUUGAUUUUGCAAUCAGUUGGUCAAAGGUCAAGGUCACUGACCUUGAGGUGAAGAACCGGUUUCUGCUCAAUAACUCAAGAACGUUUACACCCAGGAACUUCAUACUUGGUAUGCCAGUUAGUCAUGACUAGUUGAUGGCCCCUAUUGAUUUUGGGAUCCAUCAUUGAUUAUUUCUCACCUACGACCACACAAUGGGGGAGACAUGCGCUUUUUCAAAAAAGCAAUCUCUAGUUAUUAACAUUCAACCAUGUUUAAUUUUAGCUUGUCUGAUUUUUAAAGAAUAAAAGUUAAGGUAAUGUGAAUUCCUUGGUGUAGGUGUCGUCGUUGGCAUUGUGCGUAAACAUUAACCCCGUCCGUAACUGGCCAUAACUCAAAAACUGUUCAAGACAUUCAUAUGAAACGUGGUUCACAUGUUGCCAGAGAUUAUACACAUGAAAGGCCAACAACUCUAGCUUGAAUAAUUUUUGAAUUGUGUCCCUUGUUUAAGUGAAAAACAUCACCAGGAGAGUGUUGGUAUUUGCUCUGCGGCAUUAAUUUUUUUCUGUAAAUUGAACUUCAGGGCCAGUGUAUUUUUAUGCGCUGAAUUGAAAAGGGAACAUAUUAUAUGAAUAUUUACAUCAGGGGCAUAAUUGUGGAAUUUUUAAUUGUACACAGGAAUACAUGUAUUAUUAUAAUAACAUUUAAUGUCAUAGAUCUAUGAUUUGCCAUGUUUAGAUGUUGUUAAGAAAUAAUUAAUAUGAGAUGAGUGUCAGUUUACAAGAAAUGUUUUAAUUGAAUCGAAUUUGAAUGACAGCAAACAGUUUUAAGAGUUGGAAAUAUCGUUCUGUGUUUUUAGGGGGUGGGGGGGGGGGGUAUGUUGUUAUCAAAUUUUAUUGUCUAUGAGUUCGAAUUCAAUGAUGAUAACAAGUUAUAUUUAGUGAAUCGGGCUUGAUUGCAUAUAAGGGUGUUUGGGCUGUCUUAGUCUUGUUACUGAAUCUUGCAAUCAAAAUAGAUUGCCAAUUAUAGCCCAUAUUGUGUAAUAACCACCUAUAUAUGGUGAUGAACAUGAUUUUUCUGCAGCAUACUGCUUGACAUUAUGACAAUGUUGUUGUAUCUCAUUAUUAUCAUGAAUAUUUUUGUAGGAUUACUUCAGAGUUGUUAAUGCUUAUUAUGUCUCAGGUUUAAGAGAAAUAAAUGAGUCAUAAAUCAG
Messenger RNA from Mya arenaria, 4572 nucleotides. RefSeq names its product dnaJ homolog subfamily C member 8-like. NCBI's taxonomy places the organism in Eukaryota, Metazoa, Mollusca, Bivalvia, Myida, Myidae. Gene Ontology annotation, cellular component: nucleus. The transcript is spliced from 9 exons. The record is from RefSeq and is a predicted model, not a curated record. Bases 17 to 793 code for a protein of 258 amino acids.